AUGUCGAGCGUCAAAAAAGACCAAGUAAUCACUGCUUCAUUCUCAAGAAACACGCUCCUUCUCCUAUUAUUCCUCUUAGCCACUUUUUCCUCGGCUCGGCCAAUAGUCAGCGAAAUAAACCCCACGGAAACCUCGAUCUCCAAACGAGGCAUAUUCGCAGCAACAGCCAAAGAGGCAGUCGCAUCCACACAAACCUUCAAAGAUUCUGGCGAGGCGUUAUCCGAGACUAAGAAUGCCCAGGGUGCACACUCCGGCCUGCCUUCGAAAGCGAAUCUUGGGCAAUCUACGAAAAAUGAAAAACUAGAAGAUGUCAAAGAAUUGAACCUUAAGCAAGCCCCAGAAACAAAACCCUCGACCCCCAAUGGAAAAGAUAUAUUUGAUGCGAGCGCCCCACUUGAUUCCAAACCCGCCAAGCUGAAACAAAUUCCAGCAGGCGGAGUCAAAAGUGAAGGUGGAAAGGGAAACAGUGAACCAUUUCGAGGGGACCAAUCCAGAAAUGAAGAAGCUCAAGUUGAACCGGCGAACGUGCAGAAAGUAAAAGCAGAUCAAGCUAAAUCGGAACAACUGGAAAACAUCAGGCCACCACCUCCAUCCCCGAUCUCACAUCUUCAGGACGUCAACGAUGCAGAAGGAAAAUCUCAUUUUCAGAGACUUUGGAAGGAAAGUGUUGAUAUACCAACACCGUACAAGUCCGGCGUCUUACCUGAAAGAAAUCCAAGUGAGCUGGGCGGCGAUGGCACCCCAACCUUCUAG
This is a messenger RNA of Puccinia triticina, 753 nucleotides long. RefSeq lists its product as uncharacterized. Bases 1 to 753 code for a protein of 250 amino acids. The record is from RefSeq and is a predicted model, not a curated record. NCBI's taxonomy places the organism in Eukaryota, Fungi, Basidiomycota, Pucciniomycetes, Pucciniales, Pucciniaceae. The transcript is spliced from 6 exons.